CUGUCAGGUGAAGAACCACAGGAGCCCAAAGUGGAACAACUGAUGAGUAAACUCAGGCGGCUCCAACAAGGUAAACGAAUUCUGGAAGAAGAACUCAAGGAGCUGAAAUCAGUCUGUGACUCAUCGCAGGAAGAACUGGCUACUUUGCAAACUGAAGCUUACCAACUGAAGGGAAUCCAUAAAGAAAAAGAAGAGUUGUGCAGGAAGCUGCAGUUCCAGUGUGAGGAGUCGGAGCAGGACUCUGCCAGACAGUUAAAUCAGAACAAGAAAAGUGAGGAACUGCUGGAACAGUACAGAUGUGAAAUCCAGGAAUUCAAACUUAAACUCCGGAAGCAGCGGAUGAAGUUUGAGAAGCAACUUCAUCAGCUGAUAGAGCAGCAUAAGAAUCUGCAUUCUAUCUUUUCUCCAGAAAGGCUCCCAGAUGAAAUACAGAGUAUCGAGAGCACAAAAAGUCAACUGAUAUCAGCUGGUAAGUACCAACUCAAUAUCCAUGCACUCUUCUGUAAGUGAACAUGCAAUCAAACAUUUCCUUCUGAACAUGCAUCUAGUAUUAACUGUGUCCAGUCUGUUUGAUGAUGUCUUGUUCUGUGAUUCUCAUAGAGCAGCUGAAGUUGGCUCAGCUGUUCCACCUCGAGGAGGAGCUUGAGGAUGUGAGGAAACAGAAGCAGUUAGGAGCAACAGCUGCAGAGGCUGUGGAGCAGUAAGAAUACAUGUGCACUGGUGCAUUUAGUGAAUCAGAGGGAAUGGUGACUUGUUGUAUACCUACUGAAAGCUGUAGGAUUCAUACCACUGACCUCCAAUUAACAUGUUUACCUACUUAACUCUAUUUAUUCCUGUGACGUUAGCAUAGUAGUUACUUCUUUUAUGUUAACAGUUCUGUAAAGCAUGUGCUUGUUUUUAGAUCCAGUUUGUUGUUGGAAUAUAUUAGAAUUUCAUGUGUUAAUGGAUUUUAUUACAGGAAAUAUUACAUUCUGUGACCAGUCAGAAGUUCUUCCAGAUAGAUAUAUGCCAGUUGUUGUAUCCUGGUAUUGAUAUAAUACACAGGUAUGCAUAUAUAUAAAAAGAAACAAUUUUUAAGUGUUGAGGAUUUUUUUUUUUUUUAAAUCGCCUUAUGUAAUGUAUCUUAUAAACAACAGUGAAGCCAUUCAAUACAACACACUUGCCUACUGUGCGCAUGUGUACAAAGCCACAUUCAAUUUCAGUUUAGACAGAUUAAAAAAGAUUUAAUAAAACACUUUUUGC
Molecule: messenger RNA, 1242 nt
Organism: Platichthys flesus (European flounder)
Lineage: Eukaryota; Metazoa; Chordata; Actinopteri; Pleuronectiformes; Pleuronectidae
Exons: 7
Coding region: 43-510 (155 amino acids)
Biological process (GO): synaptonemal complex assembly
Cellular component (GO): synaptonemal complex
Source: RefSeq, a predicted model, not a curated record